GAGUUCCGGGGGCAAACGUAUCGUCCGCCGCUCUAUGGGGCUGGUCGAUAACCAAGAUGGGGGAAAGCGGUACCGUAUGGCGGUCGGAUGAGUGGAUGGAUAUCAAGACCCAAUUGCGCGAGAAAUUUACAGCAGAAUGUUGAUGAGGAAUGUUGAUGAGGUUGGUGAGGAGAUGCUCGACGUGUUGGGUGACCUCGGCCAAGUCAACAAGCAUUUCACUGCUCUGAACGAAUUCCAGCGCUUUCGCGAGGUGGCCAUGAGCGUCGUCCGGGAGCUUAACGGGUUUUCUCGCGUCAUCAUCAAUCAAUUCGAUAAGCGGUGGAAUAGACAGAUGUCCCAUGAGCCGUUAGCCGUCAGGUGUCUCGAAAAUAAGGGAGUGCCCGCCUUCAUGCGCAUAUUCAUCUCGGUUCUUGACCAGCUCAAGAGCCUCACUGUCCUGCAUUCGUAUGGUCCAAAGGGCGAGCACGUCUUGUUCUCGUGCACCGGAUCUGCCGUCUCCUGGGCGAGUCGUCGUUGCGCAACUUCGACCGUUUGA
Messenger RNA from Acaromyces ingoldii, 535 nucleotides. RefSeq lists its product as hypothetical. Bases 137 to 535 code for a protein of 132 amino acids. The transcript has 2 exons. NCBI's taxonomy places the organism in Eukaryota, Fungi, Basidiomycota, Exobasidiomycetes, Exobasidiales, Cryptobasidiaceae. The record is from RefSeq and is a predicted model, not a curated record.